Molecule: messenger RNA, 1497 nt
Organism: Anopheles stephensi (Asian malaria mosquito)
Lineage: Eukaryota; Metazoa; Arthropoda; Insecta; Diptera; Culicidae
Exons: 4
Coding region: 551-1072 (173 amino acids)
Source: RefSeq, a predicted model, not a curated record
AGCGCUAUCAAAAUGUCGACAGGAAGCUGAUCAUGAUACUGUGAUACAGGGCACGGGGAAUUGGUGAUAGUUUUUACUGAAGAUUGCUUCCCCUUUGGUCGUGCAGUAGUAGUUUUUACACAUUAGUUUUAUGAGCAGAUUAAAAAGUGUUACAGCGAAAAAAAAAAAACAGGGAGUCCUUCUCUUGCGUAAGCGCGUGACAUUGUCCGAGUCCGUGCCAUGUUACGAAAUGUUACAAUGGAAAUCUUCUGAAACCCGGCAAGAAUGCUCCCAACGGUGGACGGACCCACAAUCGUCUAUAUAAUCUUGAGACGGGGGAAUUGUGCUGCCCGGCCAAAAAAAGCCAAUCCCGAAAACCCCUCACCGAUAAGGAACUGUCGUCCAGUGAUGCACGAGGCUCUCAUUAUCACGGUACGCUCGUGGUCUGUGAUGAGCAACUGCACGACAGUUGCGUGAGCCGUCUGCUGCCGGACGGAGGUAGAACAAUCAAGUGAGGGUUUUGUGUGGAGUACAGACCGCCGUACAGAGUGUAGUGAGCUAAACAGAUCCAAUGGCCAAAGGACGCACUUGUGGAUGGCUAUGGAGCCCACGGUUUCAUGGCGUGCUGGUGGGAUUGCUGGUGCUGGUUAAUGCCAUCUCCUCCAUCAUGGCUUCCGCGUACCUGCAGAUAAAGUUUGAGGACUUCCAGAAAGUUCCGGAUCAGUUGUCCUUAUACUACCGAUACGCUACGAUAGACAUGAUCUUUGUGGCGAUCGUACUGCUGGUGGUUAUUGCGUACUUCAUCGGAAUUAUUAAAGUUAAUGAGUACUACAUCAUCCCGUUCGGCAUACUGCUGCUGUUGGACUUUAUGGGCUACAUUGCGACGGAAAUGGCGACCACGCUAAACAGUGACAAGCCGGAAAUGUUUCAGGGUAGAACAGUGGGCACAGUGUUCGAAAUCGUUAUUUUCGGCUACAUGUUUCUGACGGUGUUCUGCCUUUUCCGCGAUCUGCAGCUUAGUCGACGCAUGCAGGAGGAACGUUUGCGUGGAUAUCGAAGCUUGAGCAGUAGCACCGAGCACAUCGAAAUGUGAUUUGCGCCGUCCACCGAUCGUGCAUGAAUCAGUAUCGUGAGUUAUAUUUAUGCUGCCAUCGUUAAGGGUAUUUGUUAAGCUUAAAGUGUUGCGCCAGCUGACGGCGACUUGUCGUAACCGUUCAAACGUAACGCUUCGAUGGAAUAUUCGUCGAACGAAUGGAGAUAGGGGUAGAAAUGUUCAGAAUAAUUAGAUUGCACCGAACACAGGCAAAUUGUAUUAAUCGUUAAGAGAAAUUGUAUUACUAAAACUGAAUCCCCACAUUAAAGUUCCCCACCUAUACCUAUAAUACGAAUAGAAAGUUGAAGCUGGUCUCGUUCGCGCUCUGCUACGAUCCCGAGCGACGACCAGUUUAAAAGCAAUUUUGUCGAACAAAUGAAGUUAAGGAAUAAAAGGAACGCUAUGCGUGAACUAGUUUUAAUAAA